Fusarium sp. VM40 is the source of this 1281-nucleotide messenger RNA. The record is from the annotation of a GenBank genome assembly. NCBI's taxonomy places the organism in Eukaryota, Fungi, Ascomycota, Sordariomycetes, Hypocreales, Nectriaceae.
AUGACCCCUUCAGCAGACUUUAGUCUUGCCAUUAUCGGCGGUGGUAUUGGCGGUCUAUCCCUCGCUGUAUCGAUAACCAAAUACACCCGAAUCCCUGUUACCGUGUACGAGAACGCACCAAAGUUUGGUGAGAUCGGAGCAGGUGUUGCGUUUGGACCCAAUGUCAUCCGAGCUAUGAACAAGAUCUCGGAACCACUCGCAGCUGCCGUGGGUAGUCGUGCUAACGGAAACCUACUCCCCGAGAAGAAGGGCAUAUGGUUUGACUACCAGAUAGGAAUGGACGGCGUCGACGACGAAGCAAGGGCAAGAGGUAUUGUCGCAGGCGCAUUCCUCUGUUCUGUCCCACAUCCUGAGCCUGGUAGUUGGAUGGUCAACCGUACGUAUCUCAUAGAGGAGCUGGAUAAGAAUAUUCCAUCCAACAUUGCUCGUUUCGGCAAGAACCUUGUCGAUAUCCAGGAUCUUGGAGUAAAAGGUGUGCUUCUCGAAUUCGAAGACGGAUCUAAGGCAACCCACACUGCAGUUAUCGGAUGCGAUGGCAUCAAGAGUCGCACACGCCGUAUCAUGCUAGCCAGUGACCUUCCAGCUGCUAGCCCAGUAUAUACUGGGAAGUAUUGCUAUCGGGGUUUGGUCCCCAUGGACAAGGCGAUAGAGCUUUUGGGCGAGAGCAAGGCUCUGAACUCGCAGGCCUACCUAGGAUACCACGGCCACAUGCUCACGUUCCCUGUUGCUGGGGGCCGAAUGAUGAAUGUGGUGGCAUUUCAGUCCGCCAAAGACUGGCCUCACGAGAAAAUGGUAAUAUCCGCCACGAAGGAGCAAAUGAUCGAUAGCUUCAAAGAAUGGGGCUCUGAUGUACGGAAUAUUGUCAGCCUGAUGGGUCAGUCUGAUAUCUGGGCCCUUUUUGACAGCCCAUCGAUAGAUGCUUUCCACAAAGGAAACAUUUGUCUGUUGGGUGAUUCAGCCCAUGGAUCAACGCCUUUUCAGGGAGCUGGUGCAGGCAUGGCCGUCGAAGAUGCAUGCGUUCUUGGAAGGAUCCUUCAGCAUGUCUCCAAAGCUGAAGAACUACCUAUUGCCUUUGAAGCUUUCAGUAGAGCUCGGGUUGACCGAACCAUGAAGCUUGUCAAGUCAAGUCGGGAGGCUGGGCACAUUUGGCAUUUUGAGACGUACGGAGAUGACAUUGAGAAGAUAAAAGUUAUCAUGAAGGACAGGAUGUCGUGGAUUUGGGAGAACGACCUUGAUAAAGACAUCAACGAAGCUGUAGCAUGGUUAAACGAGAGAACGUAG